Molecule: messenger RNA, 1372 nt
Organism: Pipistrellus kuhlii (Kuhl's pipistrelle)
Lineage: Eukaryota; Metazoa; Chordata; Mammalia; Chiroptera; Vespertilionidae
Gene: USB1
Product: U6 snRNA biogenesis phosphodiesterase 1
Exons: 7
Coding region: 155-1216 (353 amino acids)
Biological process (GO): U6 snRNA 3'-end processing
Cellular component (GO): nucleus
Molecular function (GO): 3'-5'-RNA exonuclease activity
Source: RefSeq, a predicted model, not a curated record
CCGGAGCUGGGGGCUCGGGGACCUCGGAUCGGGCCCGGGCGACGAGGGCAGGAUCUCCGCGGGGUCUGAGCGCGGCCCGCUGGCUCGGGGGCUGCCGGGAGCCGGGACGCCUGGUCCCGGCGGCUGCAGACGGAGCUCCCGCACGACCUGCGGAAUGGGCUCGCGGAGACUGGGGGGACCCAGGGGGUGUUGGACUGCCCUGCACCCACAGCGAGCGGUGGGCAGUGCGGGCUGGGAGCGGAGGGGGGGGUGUGCUGGGCGGUGCUGGCCCCGCCUCCAUGCCCCGCCCAGGGGCGGUGCUAACGUGGGCCCCGCCCCUAGGGCCCCGCCCCCAGGGGCACUUCCGGCAUCGCGGAUUCCGGGAGCUGAGUGCGUGCGGGAGCCGGCCGCCCUGUGGUCGCCCGCAGGCCCCAUGAGCGCGGCGCCCCUGGUGGGCUACAGCAGCAGCGGCUCCGAGGAUGAGGAGGAGGCCGAGGCCGGGGAUCAGGCCGGGCCGGGGGCUGGAGGCCGCCCUCGGCUCCAGAGCGCCCUCCCCAGCCAGAGGUGGCCAGUGCCGGACAGUGUGCUGCACAUGUUCCCCGGCUCCGAGGAGGCCCCUGAGGACAACAGCGCAAAGCACGGGGGCCGGGUGCGCACCUUCCCCCACGAGCGGGGCAACUGGGCCACCCACGUCUACGUCCCAUAUGACGCCGGGGAGGAGUUCCCGGACCUGCUGGACGCGCUGCUGCCCCACGCACAGACCUACGUGCCCCGGCUGGUGAGGAUGGAGGCCUUCCACCUCAGCCUGUCCCAGAGCGUGGUCCUGCGGCACCACUGGAUCCUGCCCUUCGUGCAGGCUCUGAAAGAGCGCGUGGCCGCCCGCCCCAGAUUCUGCUUUAGAGCCGACCGGGUAAAGAUUUAUACCAACGAAGAGAAAACCAGGACCUUCGUUGGGCUGGAGGUCACCUCCGGCCACACCCAGUUCCUGGACCUGGUGUCCGAGGUAGACAGAGUCAUGGAGGAAUUUGACCUCACCACGUUCUACAAGGACCCCUCCUUCCACGUCAGCCUGGCCUGGUGCGUGGGCGAUGCUCGUCUCCAGCUGGAAGGCCAGUGCCUGAGGGAGCUGCAGGAAAUCGUGGACGCGUUUGAAGACUCCGAGCUGCUGCUGCGUGUGCACGCCGAGCAGGUCCGCUGCAGGUCCGGGAACAAGUUCUUCUCGGUGCCUCUGAAGUGAGCGCCCGAGGCCCUCCUCGUCCCAGGUCCCCAGGUCCCGGCACAAGCCGGGGAGAGGCUGAGGAGCCAGCCUGGGAGGCCCGGUGGCCCCCGGGCCUGGUCCUCUCCCGGCCCUUUCGGCUCGCAGGUCCAGCGCUGCUGUGCCGUGGUCGUUCCC